Molecule: messenger RNA, 19537 nt
Organism: Sus scrofa (pig)
Lineage: Eukaryota; Metazoa; Chordata; Mammalia; Artiodactyla; Suidae
Source: RefSeq, a predicted model, not a curated record
CCAGGGAUCAAACCCAAACCUCAUGGUUCCUAGUCGGAUUCGUUAACCACUGCGUCACGACGGGAACUCCUAGAAACUUUUUUAAAACAAAGCUUUCUUAAAAGCUUUUAAUGGAAAGGUUCAGAAAUACAUGUUGAAUAUUUAUUGCCUUUGCAUGCUAUCAUCUAAUCGCAUUAUUUUAUUUCUUUUGGGUAUGAAAUGUAGCAUAGAAAUUGUAGCUAAUGUAUAUAAAAAUAUUAGCUGAUGUACAGUUUCCAUUUAUUCAACAGAAAGCGUUGAUAAAUACCUUGGAGUGAAAUUCUCAAUGUUUUUGUUCCUAGUUUUUUUAUUCUGUAUAUAAUUUAUAACACCUGCAACUGGGCCACCCAUUAAAAAGAGUAUUGAAGUAGGUACUAUUAAGUGAUAAUAUAGAGUAACGUAAUUUCUUUUUUUUUUUUUUUUUUUUUUUUGUCUUUUUGCUAUUUCUUGGGCCACUCCCGCGGCAUAUGGAGGUUCCCAGGCUAGGUGUCUAAUCAGAGCUGUAGCCACUAGCCUACGCCAGAGCCACAGCAACGCGGGAUCUGCGACCUACACCACAGCUCACAGCAACGCCGGGUCGUUAACCCACCGAGCAAGGGCAGGGAUCGAACCCGCAAUCUCAUGGUUCCUAGUCGGAUUCGUUAACCACUGAGCCAGGACGGGAACUCCAAGUAACAUAAUUUCUAUUGUCAUCAGCUACAUGUUAUCUGGAGUUCUGAUAGGAUUCAGAAAAUAAUCGUGAUUCGAUUUAUAAAGGGCAUAUGGAAAUUAAGAGGUCUGGAGUGGAAGAGAGGGUAGGAGGAACAAUUUUAUUAGAUGAUUAUGCAUAAAUGCUUUGGGGAAAUCCCUUUCCCAGAUUUCCCACCUCCACCCCACACCAGGCUCUUCCUCCUGUCCUGAUAAGGAUGGAGGCAGAAUGAUAAAGAGGGAGGCAGAAUGAGCUGACAUUUCUUAAGUGUCUGGCACUGUUAAGUACCCCAUUAUACUCUUACAACAGCCUUUGGAAUUAAAUACAAUUAUCCCUUUAUGGAAGUAACAGGCUCAAGGUUCAUACAGAUAAGUAGUGGCAGUGAAAUUGAAACCAAUAUCUUUGUGACAAAAUUCCAGGGUCUUCAGUUAGAGAAAGUGGUGCCAAGACCUACUCCUCUACAUGGUCAAGUUUCUGUGAAUUUUUGGCCUCUUUGAGCCUUGGUUUUAUCAGGGAAAAAAAAUGGGCUAAUAACCUACAGACAACAGUUUCCGGGAGAGUGAACAAAGAUAAAGAUUCAUGAGAUAUGAGAAGUACUUAGUAGAGAGUCUUGCAGAGAGCUGUCUCUCAUGUGUCAUCACUAUUAUUACCAUACGAAUUGUUGUUGUUGUUGCUUUUGAGAUUAUGAUACCAGGCUUUCAAAACACAGAAUGUAAUUUCACUCAGUUGUCCUACAUGUACUAAAGUCCUAUUAUGAGCAGGUUACUCUUAGUAAACUUUUUAGCUCCUCAUAAAAUAUUUAUCUGGAAGCAAGCAAAAUAAUAUGAUAGUGAAUAUGCGGUGUCUUAAUGACCACACAGAAUUUCUUCAGACUUGAGGAUAAGACCUUAUUAUUUAAACUUUUAUCUAGCUUAUUUGCUGAAUUAGAUGCAAAAUGGCUCUGGACACUUUCCUUGAUUCAGUUAAACCAAACAUGAGCUGAUGGAUGCAUAUAUGUAGAAAUUCACAUGCAACCUGGACAUUUUGCUGGGGAGGCCAGGUCUCUUGCACGUCCAGGAUCUAGGGAGCCUCUCUGUGUUCUUGGGCUGCAGUUUCCAUAACUGAAAACAAGCAUGUGAGUAUUUCAUUGGUCUUUGUUCUUCCCACAAUGUGUCAUCCUUUCCCCUGGGUUCUGCUUUCCUUUAGCGGAAAGACAUCACCAUCACUGAACACAUAGGCAGCAAAAGCUGUCAUAGAAUCACUGAGAUCUAGGGGGCGGGUCCUGAGGUUUGCCCUUUCUACUUUAUUUCUAGAUGGAAUUCUGAUCCAUUUUCACACAUCUUUUGAAAUUGUGUAUAUAUAAAAUCUCUGCACAUGUUCCUCUGCCACAUCCAGACACCAAACUUCCAAAUGCACCGAAAAGUGCAACCUGACACUAGCAGAAGAGGGAAAAGAGAGGUAUGCAAGGAGCUGAUCCUUGCCUGUAAAAAAAAGAGUUAACUUUUCCCAAGAAACAAAAUCUAAAAUUGGCCAUUGUCAUCGUGUGAUAUUAACACCAGCCCCUUUGGCAAGUUUGAAAAUCCUGGGCUCCCUUAUAAAAGUUAAAAAUGUCCUGGACCUGGAGUUGUUUACUCAGAGUAGGAGAGGCUCUAAAGUUACAGAGCUCUGGUUGGAAGAGGUGGCCUAAAGGCUGCCUCCGAGAAACUGACGUCACAGUAGCCUCAGCUGCUGCUCUGACAUUGAGCUGAGCAGCUUUUUGGUUUGUGAAAGUGGUGGGGGUUUCAAAGGGACUUGUCAGUAUCGCUCUGCUGAAUGGUUGGACUUAUUUUGCAUUCCCAUUUUUUGCAAAGAAGCAAGAUUCACCACGCUGAGACUUUUCUCCUUUAAACAACCAGCUAUCCUCCCAUUGCUAGACUGAUCCGUGGUUGAACAUCCAUAGGAUUUUUCCCCAGAGAAAAAAAGGUAUGUUUCUUUCUGAUAGUUUGAAAACAAGUGACUAAUUGUGGCAAAAUAUAGAGCUAGAGCUGCUGCUGAUAUAUUUUAAACCAUGCAUACCGUUUAAGUGGAGAGGGAUUUCAACAUCUGUCUGAUUCCCUGUCUGUGUCCAGACUUAAAAGCAGUGGGGCGGGGUGCCUAACGGAUUUUACUGACUCCCAGGGAAGAGAGAGUUCAGCUGCUUUGAGUGGAUUUCCUGACUCUGGACUGACAAUGCCAUCCGCUCCCCAAGACUGAGUUUUUCAAACACGGCUUCUCAGUGCUUUGAACACCACUUUGUCUACUGUAGGAUGUCACUGAAUUUAUUUCUUAAAAUGCUAGCUUCAUUAGGAUGAAAACUUUCUCACAUUUGCAAAGUGAAGUUUACGAUGCUUGAAACCGCUGGUAUUUGAAAAUUGCCAAGAAAAGUAAGUCAGUGUUGUUUCAUCCAAGAUGAUGGUUUGCUCCUUGCAUGCAAAGUAUUUCUGUAAUUUGAGUUGAAGUGCAUGCCAUUCAUAAUGGGUGAAUCUGCAAUUAGGAAGGAAUCUUACCACUACAUCUUUUACUGUUUAAACUGGUUAAUUUUAGAUGUUUUUAUAAGUGAAGUGCACCUGUAUGUUGGCUAUUUUCUAGUUUGAGUGUACAGCUGGAGAGAAAACAAGAUAGUAAAGUGAGAAGGCAAAAUUGAUUUCUUUAGAAUUGCAUGUGCUCGUACCCCCUUUGACCCUGUUGGAACAUAAGGAACAUGCUGAAAUAGCAAACAGCGAUUUUUUAAAAUUCCCUUUUGCCUUGUAACAAAAUCAAGUCAUGCUUGCCUUUGGAAAGAUGCAUUUGCCAGUGAAUAGUAGGGGAGGAGAAAUAGGACUGUUAAUCAGUUGAAAUGAUGCAAGUGAUUCAUAAUAGCCUGGAGAAAGAGCUGGAUAGACUUGGAGGCAAAUUGUGCAUAACUUUGGUGGGUAUAGCCAUGGGACUUCCUGAUUUCUCAAAAUCAAGAGGGGAGGCAAAGCAUCUCCAAGGCAAACAACUGUUCUUGGAAUUAUGAGACUGACAGUACCUAUUGUUUGGGGCAUUCCCUGUUGGAAUAUGUAAGCUCCUACACAUGAAAAAUGUGCAAUUACAUGAAAAGUGGUAUCUUUAGAAAAAGGAAAUCAGAGAGCAAGAUGUUAAUACUCUGAACAAGAGAGGAGUUGCAAUCGAGUCAGCUACCCCAACACUGUUUCAUUUGUUUGGUCCAGUUUUCACUGGGGGAAUUGAAGGUUGAAAUGGUAACAGCCUCGGAUGAAGAAGUGUUACCGUGACCAUCUUGAGGCUAACCUGGGAAAUGGAAGUGAUUUAUUGUGAUGUGAAACUCUGAUGUUACUCUUAACAUUUCGUAGGGCCAGAAGGUUAGCAAAACAGUUCUCCUCCCAUCACCAUACUUGCGCAACCUGCUCCCUCUACAGUUCUGGCUUCUGGCCUUGGGGAACGGAAGUAGGUUAAAAUGGAUUGUGUAAUGCUUGCUUAGAGUUGCUGGGGGAACGUGCACAUGACUAAGUAAUGGGACUCACUCUAUCCUUUUUACAUGUGCUCUACUGAAUUUUUAUUCUGAAUGAAAUUCUGGAGGGAGUGAAAUGAAAUGGAAAGUCAAGGAGACCCUGGAAGGGGUGCAGAUAGCAGAAAUUCUUCCUUCUCUCCCACAGAGAUACCAGUAUCUGUGGGCGACAAAGAGUGACAACUAGAAACAAAGAGCACUUUUAUAUGUGCCUCAGCAGAAAGUACCGAAGUUGAGUUUUUGAGACGGCUAAGCCACUUUACUCGUAACUUUUCCUCACAGAACAUUAUGUCCUUACAAAAUUACCCUGUUAGUUUUUUUUUUUUUUUAAGAUUUAGGGCAAAUUAUAAUGAAAGCAGUUUUAUAUAAGAUUUGUCUAUUCGAAUUUUGAUGAACAACAAAAAAAGUUUCCUAAAUAUUUAACUUGCUCUAUAGUCUUAAAAUACUUGAAAAAUACUGAGGGCAAAGGAAGAUCAUUAAAAAUAUGAGUUCACAUAAUUAGACUUGCUUCGAUCAGUUUUCUGACUCAAUCAAAAUCAAAAUCAUGGUUUUAAUCCAAAGAAUUAUAGAUAAAAGGAAGGAGGGUGGGUGAAGACAGGAAAAAAGAGGGAAGAAGACAGGAAUAGAAGGGCAAAACCAAGAACCUGGCAUUUAUAGAGCCCCCAUUAUGAUCCAGAACCGUGUUAGACAUUUUGAUUAAGCAUCCUCUUUCUUGCACAUUUAAUCCUUGAAAAAUUCUGUGGACCUCACUGUAUUUUUAAAGGAGAAAGUGGUAUAUUCAGCCAUAUUACAUUUGACAUUUAUGAUAAGACAUAGACACUAGGAGGGCUAAGUAAACCCUCCCAAGAAAUUGGCACAUAUUGUUCUAUAGGAAUUUUCUUUUGAAGGCUUGUUUUUGAUCCAUAACCAUUACACUUUCUGGUGAUAGAUAUUUCUCUGGCCCUGGAAAGGGAGAGCUCUGUAGAUUGGUCCUUCCCUAUGUUAAGUGAUGAGUUUCACUCUUUACAAUUAAAUGAAGGAUUCUGUUGCUUCGGGAAUGUUACCUGCAUUCAUAUAUAGUCCUAUUACCAGGAGCAAGAAUGAUUCAGGGUUUUCCUGGAUGAUCUUCUUCAGGUAGGUAAAAAAAAGAAAAGAGUGUAGUGCCUUUUAACCCUGAUCUAGAAUUGGUUCAAGGAGAGUUAGAAAUAAAAGAAAAAAAAGAAAAAAGAAAAAAAAAUUGGAGCCAUUUGCUACAUAAUUGUAGGAGAAACUUACGUAAUUGUAGGAGAGACUUCUGAACAUUUAUAGUGUUUAAAGGUGGGUUGAAACCUAGCAGCUCUUUUUCAGGUAGCUUGAAAUUAGUCUGCUCUCUUUCUUUAACUCCCUUGGUUAAAUCUGCAACUCUCUCUUGAUGUCUUAAACCACUCCACUCUUCCUAAGAAGUUUCAGUGCUGAGUACCUGCUAGUCAGCAAGAUAGUUUCAGCUCACAGUUAAUUACAUAUAGUUUUAAAGCAAUCUACAGUCUCUGAAAAUUAGCAUUGUCUGCAUUUCCUCUGAAUAGUUAUUAGAUGAGUUUAAAAGAUCAAUAGGUCAUCAGUGUCAAUGACAGAUUCCCUAUAACAAACAACACAAAAUUCUGUACAUUCCUUACAGUCUUCACUUUGUUAGGCCUUCGUUGACACAUUUAUUUAGGGGCAGCUUGCAUUUGCUGUGGUGGACACUUGUGGUCUCUGUCUCAUAGGAUUGGAGGGUAGCAAACGGAAGGAAGAAUGACAGAGAGAAUGGAAAAUGAGAUUAGAAAAACAUGACUAAGUGGAUAAAAUGAGACGUGAUAGCAUUUUCAACGGCUAAAACUGAAGUUACUUCUUUUUCUUGGCUGAAUUAGUCACAGUUUUAUGAGUGCCAAAGUAAUAGGUGAGAACGGCCAAAGAAUCUGUAGCAAAUUUUUUGAGAGAAGAGUAACUAGAUAGAUCACAGUAUUAUUAGGGUGUUUUUGAGGAUGGAGCCAUCUAUUUAGCACUGACAUUUUGUUUUGUCUUGUUUUAUUUUAUUUUAUUUUUUAGGGCUGCACCCAAGGCAUAUGGAGGUUCCCAAGCUAGGGGUCGAAUAGAAGCUGUAGCCACUGGCCUACGCCACAGCCACAGCAGUGCAGGAUCCGAGCUGUGUCUGCGAGCUACAGCUCACAGCAACACCGGAUCCCCCAUCCACUGAGCAAGGCCAGGAAUUGAACCCACAACCUCGGGGUUCCUAGUUGGAGUCGUUUCUGCUAUGCCACAACAGAAACUCCAGCACUGACAUUUUAAAUCCUUAGUAGUCUAUUAUAAUUCACUAAUAGAUUGCAGCUCAAAAAAUAUGUGUUCCAAACAGUUUACCAGUCAGAUAAGCAUGUUCAGAACAGUCUGACAAAAAUUAAAUGUCUUCAGUGUUUAUCUAGGGAUAGGAAAUAUGCAGCCGUCUUCUAUGACUGCAGAAUGCAUUCCACGAUGCCAGCACCCAGGCAGCCAUUGACUCUUGAGACCUUUGCUCAUAACUGGCAUCAGCUGCCACCUGGUGAGGUCAGGGCAUUUUGGUCAUGGCCUAAAAAGCUGAAGAGUUAGAUUUCUUAUAGGCAUGAUGAUUUUAGAGAUUCAAACAUUUUAAUCAUGCUUUUCUAUCCGUUUUGUUAAAAAAGUAUCUUUAAAUCAAAUUAUACUUAAACAAAACUUUAAAAAAAUGAACAAAAAGUAACUUUUAUUAAAAAAUUAUUUUCAGUGGAAGUCGGAGCAAGAUGUUUUCAAGCAAAAAAUAGGAGAAAUUUUAAAUUUCUCAAAUCACUUUGCAUUCCAGUUUUCAUUUCAUCUUUUUAAUAAUGCUGUGGAUAUCCACCAUUUUUUAUGUUAAAUAAACCAAAUCUUAGAUAUUUUAGGUGAUUUAGAACAGAGUUACCAAUCAGGUAUUUUUGAGUGCAUUUUCAAAUCCUGAAUACACAUACCCUACCUGCUAGAAAUCUAAUUAUUGAGGUUUUCCCUGCAAAUUGCUAAAAAUGUUUUCUUCAGGUCUCUGUAUUCAGUAUCCCACAUAGGUUCUGGCAGAUGGUCUAUUAAAAGGGAAAAAGAACAUGGAUAAGUUUUAACAUAUGCCUUUCAGUAUAUUUUUGCUGCUUUUACAUUUUACUUGAUGAAAUAAAAUGAUGAAAAUGUGUUUUUAUGCUCUAGUUUGGUUUUGUGCUGAUACAUCAGUCCCAGAUUGACUACUAAUGUUGGUGUUUUAUUGCUGUAGUAAUCACAUUUGCCAUGGGUUUGAACUCUUGAGUAUAAAAUUGAGACUCUAAUCCAACACUGUCUCAGCACUUUAAGUCACCGAAAUAUGUACUCUGGUUGCAUCAGAACAGAAGCAGUAACUCUAUUGCAGCAGAAUCUACAACAGUUGUAUAGAUGUCACUUAUACAAUUGAAUUUCAUAUUUCUACUCUUAGAUAUUUAUGAAAAACUCUACUUUAGAUUAGGUGGUUAGUUAAAGGAAUACUUAGGUCUCACAUGUGCAUUUAACCAUCUUGUCCACUGUAAUUUUGCUGUCUGGUCUCAGAAAGGCAGGAAAAAGAAAACAAACAAAAAAAACAUUAGGGCAGUACUUUUUUUCUUACUGUGUUAGUUUCUCCUUAAGCAGCUUUUUUUGUCAUCUCUGCUUUGAGUCCAAUUUUCCUAUAGUUUGUUUAUGUCAAUGGCUCUUGACAAACUGAUAAAAUGUUUCCAGAAAGCACAUGGAUUUGGAACUCUCUCUUGUGAUGUUUAUAUUAGGCUUUAUUUUAAAGGCAAGUGAGACUGCUUCAAAUAAAACAACUCCAAGCUUCCAAGAAACAGUUAAGAGAAGACAGAGACGAGCAGAAACACCCCUUCACCAACACUCGCACGGUUGCCAUGGACCUACAUAAGCAGUGGGAGAACACAGAGACUAACUGGCACAGGGAAAAGAUGGAAUUACUGGACCAGUUUGACAAUGAAAGGAAGGAAUGGGAAAGUCAAUGGAAGAUCAUGCAGAAGAAGAUAGAAGAGCUCUGCCACGAAGUAAAGCUUCGAAGGAAAAUCAACAUGAGUGAGCGUGCUAGGAUCCCUGAUUUCGAUCGUGAGAAGACCAUUCAGGAUAAAAUGGUGGAAUCCUUCCCAAAUGACCCCAGUUCAGGACAAUGUGAAUUGAUGGGGGUGAAUAACAGGGAUGGGCUGGGAAAAAAAGAUAAAAUGGAGCAGAGCUUACUCAGUGAAAGACAGCCCAUGUGUAAAGAACAAAAAGCAACCAAAAAAUCCAAAGUAGAGUUUAUAGAUGCUUUGGCCUCAGACAACCAAAAGAAAGGUGAGACCUGGCCGGACCUGAAGGCUUCUGAAGAGAGUGAGAGCUGUUCUGGAGCCCUCCACACAGCUCUUGAAGAACUUGCUAAAGUUAGUGAAGAAUUAUGCAGCUUUCAAGAGGAAAUACAAAAGCGGUCUCACCACAGAAGGAUGAAGUCAGAUUCUUUUCUCCAGGAAGUCCCAAAUGUAAUUAAUAUGCCUCAUGGAGAUCACAUGAUCAACAGCACCCAAUGCAUUCCUUCAACCGAUUUUGAAAAAGAAAAACAAAAAAACAGAAAGAACCUUAGCUGUACUGAUGUUUUCCAAAACAAUUAUAAGAAAAAGGGUGGAAUUGAUAUAAUUGAUCUGCAGAGACAUGAAACUCCACCAGUUCCUCCUCCAAGAAGCACAUCUCGAAAUUUUCCCAGUUCAUAUUCUGAACAAGCCCAUGAAAGUUUGAAGGAGAGUUUAGACCACAACAUCUGGGUGACCCAAGAUCAAAGUGAAAGGAACUGCACCCCUCGUUUCCUUUGGAGGCAGGAUGAGAUGCCUACACUGCGUCUAAAUGAAGGCAAGACUUUGAAAGAUGGUAUCAUGUUUUCUCCUUCCGCACCCAAAACGAAAAUAAAUAACACUGCUUCAUGCAGUGAAAAUGCUGAACUUAGGACGUGGUCGUGUGACAUUGGGAUAGGCGUAAAAAAUAGAUCCUCUACGCCGUGGUUUCAGAAAACCUGCUCUAGUCCCAGUAAGCCAAAAGAUGAAAAGGCGAUCCCAGAUCACCCUGUUAAAUCUCAUCCUGAUCCGCACAGACGCAAUGACAGUAGCUCCUCAGUGACACAAAGCAGUGGCCCACUGAGAAAUUUUAGUUGUGGCUUUGAAAAGACUACUAGGAAUGAAAAGCUGGCAGCAAAGACUGAUGAAUUUAACAGGACCGUAUUCAGAACAGAUAGAAAUUGUCGUGCAGUACAGCAAAAUCAAAGCUACUCAGAAUCGCCUGAAGAUCUUCAGCCCCAUGAUUCCUUAAUAACAAGUAUAGGUAACGUGUCAGAAAGUGACAGUGUUUCUGACAUUCUGAAAACCAGUGCCCCCAUGCCUAUGCCCAAGGAAAACGUACCUGAUAAUUCCACCCAGAAAUCCGCAGCCAGCCUAUUUGGACAAAUGGAGGAACAUGGAAGCCCUAGCAGUUAUCGUAAGAGGCUCCAUGAGCAUGACUGGAGACCCAGCAAUUUGUCUGGCCGCCCAAGAUCAGCUGAUCCCAGGUCAAAUUAUGGUGUGGUAGAAAAGCUGCUGAAAACCUAUGAGACAUCCACAGGGUCUGCACUGCAAAAUUCUAAGUGCUUUCAGACUAAUUGGACCAAAUGUAAUUCUGAUGUCAGCUGUGGAGCCACAUUAAAUCAGCGUUUAGAAAAGCUCCAGAUAGAACAAGAGCUUCAGCAUAAGACAGCUAUGUGUGGAGCUCGGCAACUGAAGCAAGUAAUAGACUGGAAAAAAGUAACAGAGGAACCGAUGGCAGUGAAAUCCUCACAUGGAAAAGGAUUUUCCCGACCUGCUAGACCAGCAAAUCGCCGUCUCCCAUCCAGAUGGGCAUCCAGAUCUCCAUCAGCACCCCCUGCCUUGCGGAGAACUGCUCAGAGCUUUACCAUUUCUUAACGAUCAGAAGCAUCGAUGGUCUGAGCCUCUGGCCUGGCUUACUAGAUUUCAGAAGUCCCAUUUGCCAAAGAGAGAGUUCAGAGUGUUAUCAACCAGUUCAGUCUCUUCUGUAUCUUUCAAGAUUACUGGGACAAACAAUUUAAAUCUUAACCUCCCAUCAGUCUUCAGUGUUUUUAAUCUAUGGUAUAAUUAUCUUCCUUAUUUUGAUUUCUUAGAUCUGAAUUUUUUAAUGCCAUCCUCAUUAAUUUGAUUAUGAUUUAAGUUGGAACAAUGUACUAUAGUGUAUAUUCUAACUUUCUUGCAAGUGGCAGAAAGCAAGGUUAUGUGCAUGGCCAUGUGUUUGUAGGUGCAUGUGUUGAUAUAGGAAGUAUCUUAGUAUGUACUUAGAUAAGAACAACUUAUGUGCUAGUGUUGACUUUGAAAUUAUAACAUGUAUACCUAUAUAUUCUUUGUGUUUCUUUAAAAUUUUUAAAAAUAUACAGUAUUAUUUAUAUUUUGUAUACCUUUGAAUAGGUAUCCACUUAAGGCUUUUGAGGGAUCCCUGGCCCCAAGGACAUUUAAAAAUAAUUAUACAUGUAUCUAACAUUAGUAGAUUUCUACCUACAACUCACAGUUUCUUACCCCAUACAAGGAUAGUCUAAUACCAUUGAUCUCCUUGUCCACUCUUUUAAAUAAAUACAAUUGUUCCAGGUUUAACAGGUCAGCCUUCUAAAGCCAAUAUGAAAUGUUCAAAAACCUUUUCUAUAUCAUUCAGCAGUCUAUCACAGCUUUAACUGGAUACUCGAUCCUCAGAGGAAGCAUCCUAAGACCACUUUAUAAAUGACGUGACUAAAUAAUUAAUUUAUUUUGGCAAUUUCACUAACAACAUUCCUUAGGUGGGGAUAUGAAAAGAAAUUCAAUUAUGCUGAGUUCUACUUUUUGUUAAAAUUUUAGUAAGCUUUUUGAUCGUCUACUUUAUUUGGAGUCAUGCAGAUUAGGAGGUAAGUCAUUUAUUUUCUCCUUUUUUAACCUUUCCCCAAAAAUGAAUAGAUAAAAGACUAAUUCAAUUUUUUAUUAACAGGAAAAUCAGAAAUGAUAUUUCAUUGAGACCUGAAUAUAAUAUAUUCCUUAUAGUGUGCUACAUUUAAAAAAAAAUGGCCUUAAAUUAAUCUUUGGCAUCCAUGGGUAGCAUAAAGAACGUAAUUUUUUUUGUCAUAAUUUUCAAACAGUGCACCCAUAAAUAAGAUCUAUAUUAAAAACUGACAGAAAUAUGAAUGUUGAGGUGCUCAGAAUUCCACAGAGAAUAUCUCAGAAGCAACUUUAUCCCUUUCCAUAAAACCAUAAAACCCACUAGGCUAUUAGAUGGUAAUUCUUUUCUUUCUUUUCUUUUCUUUUUUUUUUUUUUUUUUUUUUUUUUUGGUCUUUUCUAGGGCCGCACCUAUGACACAUGGAGGUUCCCAGGCUAGGGGUCUAAUCAGAGCCUUAGCCACCGGCCUAUGCCACAGCCACAACAACUCAGGAUCCAAGCUGCGUCUGCAACCUACACCACAGCUCAUGGCAAUGCUGGAUCCUUAACCCACUGAGCGAGGCCAGGGACCAAACCUGCAACCUCAUGGUUCCUAGUCAGAUUUGUUAACCACCGAGCCAUGACGGGAAUUCCCAUAGAUGGUAAUUUUUUUUCAGCUUUCCUUUUCCUGCCAAAAAGAUUAAGGAAUUCUUAUGACAAAAUAUUUGAAGAGCUUUGUCCUUCUGAUAUAUCCUAAUAGUUUAGAGAAAUUUACUUCAUUACACCAUGGCUGGAGGUAAAGUAAUUAAUUUUCAAAUCCCAGACUGCCUUAAAGGCUCAAGACUGUUGCACGGUUAUAGACAGAUUCGUACUUUCCAAAGGAGAGUUGCUAGGAGUUGAGCAGAAUUAAACUUCUAGAAUGUGAGAUUGGUAGCAGAUGGUAAGUAAGAGCUGUAGAUCCACUUUUCUUUUCCUUUUUUUCUUUUUUUUUUUUUUUCUUGGCCCCCACCUGUGGAAGCUCCUGGCCCAGGGAUGGAACCCGAGCCGCAGUUGCAGGAAAUGCCACAGCUGUGGCAAUACCAGCUCCUUAACCUGCUGUGUCAGAAGGGAACUUCCUAGAUCCACUCUUUUAAUUCUUGUUUCUUUCAGGAAUAUCAUUUUCCAUAGGAAGCCUAUCAGAGAAAAGUAACCUAGACACCAAGUAAUGUCACUUAUAUAAUACGCUUUUCAUCUAGAAGAGAGAAAAUACUGUUGAGGUGGUAGCCUGUCGGAUAAAACGAUGGACCUGUCGGGAAGAUGCUGCUGUGUAACACUGGGGAGCCUGCCCAAGGACUGUGGGAUGUAGCUGUUCCUCUCCUCCACUGUAUGCCAGGUAGUCUGUCAGGGAUCUGUGGAUCCUAACUUGAGUGACAAGUCAGAAUAUUGAGGAUUGUUUUUUCCUUUAGACUCCUGACCUCACCCCGUGAUUACUAGAACAAAAUUUCCAGGCGUGGGGAGGGAAUCUUGAGUCCUUAAACAAAGCAAAAUAUUUGAUGAUUGGGGAGAUUUGGAAGCUCUGACAUUGAUUGAUAUCUUAAUAGAUGGGUAUCAUUGGGUAGUCAUGUUACGUCUUUGGAACUUGCCUUUGUUAUCUGUAAAUUAAAAGGAUGAUAUUGUCAGGCCUCACAAUUCUAUGCCACUUUUUCUAUGACCAUUUGAAUAAAACAGCAGGACACAUUUUAAUAUGUUGACAAAAAUCAUAGAAUAUUAGAGCUAUAUUAGAGAAAAAAAAACUUAGAAUCUAGUCCAUCUCCUUGAUUAUAAAGAUGAAGAAACUAAAACAAAGAUUAUUUGACCAUUUUGUUUUCUCUUUUAAAAUAUUUUACAACUCUUAAUGGAAAAACCUAUCAGUUAAAUGGAAAUUAUCCUUGAAAAUGCAUUUUGGGUGUGUGGCGAUUUUUAACCAGUAGUUUUUCUACUUUGGAUGGACAGUUUUCUUCCCAAACAACAUACCCUUUAUUAUGCCAUUAUUGCUGGAUUUAAGGAAUUUGUAAACAUCUCAGAAGCACUUGAUUAAAAGUUUUCCCUAGCAGACUUUUGGGGAGGGAAAUCUUAUUUUACUUCAGUAGAAGGUUGCUAAUAUUAUAGGUUGAUCUCAGAAAGGAGUAAGUACAAGGCAGAGUAGAGUUCUUGAGUUUCUGUGUGUGUGUGUGUGUGUGUGUGUGUGUGUGUGUGUGUGUGUGUGUGCGCGCGCGCGCGCGCACGUGCAUUCUUGCCCAAGUUCUCCACAUUGCCUUAUGCUCAAAGCCAAAAAUAAAUGGUUUCAUCAGUCAAAUUAGCUGAAAAUUAUCCAUAACUUUCAUUUAUUUUUACAUAGAAGAUGGCCAGAUGUUAUCAUGCACAAAACAUGCAAAGGAUUUAGCCAGACUCCAUGUCAUCCUGAGAAAACACCUGGACCUAAAACAGAGAAUCUGCUUCCCUGCAAAUAUUUUUUGAAUUAUUUUUAGGCACACUUGCUGACAACUACUUUGAGAAUGAAAUCUCAUGGCAUCUGUGUACAUGAGGAACAUUUUUAUUUUCUUCCUUUUCUACAGUGACACUCCAGCUGAGAGUUUUUUAAGGUCUAAAUUCAAAUAUGUACAUAGCUUAACCCAGCUUCUCCUAAAAUAUCUCUAGAUAGUAGAGUCUAAAGGCCAAGCCUAUCUGAAUUCCUGCACCCAGCCAUAUGCAACCCAUCUGGUUUCUCAUAUACUAACACAAUUUUGUGCCAUUUAACCUUAUUAAGUCUGAUUAAGUUUAGUUUGAAAAAAGAAGACUCCUCUAAAGUUUGCUUUUACAUGAUGAAAUUAGUUAAAUUAUUUUUAGACGUAUUCGGAUUUCUAGUAUGUACUAUUUCACUUCUGUUUUAACACAUUUCUUCUUAAGUACCUUUAUCAGAAUCUAAAACCAUGAUUUAUUCAUUUUACUGUAGCCCAGAAAACACGCUCUGUCAAAAAAUGAGCUUCAUAAAGUAAGAAAAUCAAAACAAAGAAAAAAAAAAGAUAGGGAGAGGAGAUUUAAGGCAAGUAUCUACUCAACAUUUUUUUGCUAUGGGAAUUUUUCUGAUCAUAGGAAAUAAUCUUUUGUCUAUGUGGGAAAAAAACAUCAUAAGACUUAACAUCUGAUACACAUUGCAAUGAUCUCAUGCAUCUAAUAGGUAAGAUAGGAAAAUUCUGAAAAAAAAAAAAGCUUUCGCUUAUAUCAAGCUAUGAUGGAGUCUAGAAUAGGAAGAACCUUAGAAAUCACACAGAGCAAUCUUAUCUAGAGGAGAGAAACCUGAAACUUGGUGAGAUCUGCAAGGCUGCCAAAGUUACAGUGACAGUCAGGAACCCAGAAAGAUUCAAACAUCAGUGUUCUGCAUCUAGGACUUGAUGGUUUGCAAAGCACGUUCAUAUUUCUCGACUUGUUUACUUCUUCCAACAAAUUUCAAGGCAGGCUUUGUGAUUUCUCACUACAGAAGGGAACAUUAAAUAGCCAAGAUAACAGAAUAAAGAUUUCCCAAGGUAACACUUGGAAACUAAGAGGUGGCUUAAUUUUGUCUUUCGAUGAUAUAAACCAAGAUUCAUCAUUCAUGAAAAGAUAUUUUUCAAGAAGUUUCAUCAAAAUAAUUUAAUUUGUGAUGCCUGUGCUUAAAUAUUGUAUGUUUUUGUAUGUAAGCCAAAAUCUUGUAGAGCAUCAAUUGAAUCCUGACCUCUCAAUCUGACCUCUCAAUCUUCAAAAGAAUCACAGAAAAUGUUCAUUUUAUAUGACUUAAGUGCAAUAAACGCAACCAUUUCCCUUGGAGCAUGUAGUUAUUUCUAGUUUAUAAUAUCACUCUAAAAUUAAUUAUGUUCCAGCAAUUUCUUUUUGAGGCUCUAUUCUCCAGUUAAACUAUUUACUCAUGUAAUUUCAUAAAAAUAAUUAAACAAAUUUAAUCCAGCUAUUUGGUAUCUGCAGAUUUUUUCUACAUAAUGCUCUUCAGCCUCAAAAUAACACCAAAUUACAUAACCUGAACUAUAAAUUUUUUUAUUUUAGUCUUUGCAAGAAAUGUAUUAGGAGUUCCCGUUGUGGCUCAGCAGGUUAAGAACCCGACAUAGGGGGCAUGAGGAUGCGGCUUCAAUCCUUGCCCUCGCUCAGUGCGUUAAGGAUUCAGCAUUGCCACAAGCUGCGGUAUAGGUCACAGAUACAGCUCAGAUCCAGUGUGGCUGUGGCUGUGGCUGUGGUGAAAUAUGUUAAUAUUAACCCAGUAAAGGAAUCUCUGAGUUAAUAUCUAGGGAGCAAAAUAGUCGAUUUGCAAUGAAAGCUAGAAAACCACAGUUUUAAAAGGCAGUUACUUGAAGCAGAAAAAGGCCAAUAAUCUCUGUGUGUUAAAAUUUAGGAGAGAUAUCAUUGGGAACAAAGAUUCUGCUCUAGAAAUGCCAGGCAAGGAGAAAGGAGCUGAGACCAGGCAUGCCAGCUCAUUAUAAAGGAAACUAGUGGUGGGGUGGUCCAGGGACCCAAAGCUAAAUGAAUUCAUGUCCUUUCCAACCCAGCAAAAGCAAGCACCAGCCUUUCCCAGGCAAAUUGAGGGCAUAACCUCAAGAAUUCCAGGGCAGAUGUGCUGAGGGGUCAGACAGGUGGUCAUCCUCAAGAAGCUUCCCUAUACAGCAUCAGAGACCCUACACUGAGUCUAGGGCAGGUUAGGAAUGAAGUGUCCAGAGAAGCAGAAUCAAGAUACUAGAUCAAGAAAUCCAGUCCUGGGAACCAGCGUAUAGGAAAUUUAAGAGAAAACUACAGGUUGAGAAGGAAAUUUCCAUUGGAAAUAGGCCUGGAGAGUUUUUUUCCUUGGCAUACCAUGUCCUUGCCAAAGAUGGGAGCCAAGAAUACUUGGAUAGCAAGUGAAGGAACCAGGUGUAGGUAACUAGGAGUGUAACCAUCAGGAAGCUGCAAUAAAUGGAGGAUCAGCACAGCUUGAGCUCUCAUCUGGGAUACUUUAGGAACUAGAAAAGGCAGCUGGCCAGCUGAGGACCGCACUCUCGGAUUUUAAAGGACAGGCAUAGACAAUGAGGUGUGGACUGAUAUUCCUUCCUUCCUUCCACCUUUUUAUUUUUACUUUAUUUCUUUAAUAUUUAUUGAUUUACAAUGUUCUGUCAAUUUCUGCUGUACAGCAAAGUGACCCAGGUAUACAUAUAUAUAUAUAUAUACAUUCUUUUUCUUACCUUAUCCUCCAUCAUGUUCCUUCACGAGUGAUUAGACAUAGUUCCCUGUGCCACACAGAAGGAUCUCAUUGCUUACCCACUCCAAAUGCAAUGGUUUUCAUCUAUUAACCCGAAACUCCCAGUCUCUUUUAUUGGCUUAGGGGGUAAAUAGUUGAAAAGGGCCUUUCUGAAGGAAAAAAAUAAUAGAUUUUGUGGACUAACUUUAAUCAUGUAUCAUUGAAUUCAAGUUUCCAAAAUGUCAUUGUUGAUAAUGUCAGCUCUUCACAACUUUCUACUCUUUAAUCCUGCUGCAGUCUUACCACACCCAGUGAAAGCUUUCACAAUUUCACUUUCACAUAGAAUUCACCCUUAAAAUAUUUUUGCUGAAUAAGUCAGUUUUGAGAACUACUGUUUAUCAUUAGACAAAGCAGCGAUUCAUCAUUUUAACCCGUUUUUUUAGCCAUCUUUACACGUUUUUAAUUCUCCAUUUUAAAAAAGAGUAGCUUGGGAGUUCCUUUUGUGGCUCAGUGGUUAACGAACCUGAUUAGGAUCCAUGAUGCAGGUUGGAUCCCUGGCCUCGCUCAGUGGGUAAAUGAUCCGGCUUUGCCAUGAGCUGUGGUGUAGGUUGCAGACACGGCUUGGAUCCUGCAUUGCUAUGGGUAUGGUGUAGGCUGGCAGCUGUAGCUCCAAUUCAGCCUCUAGCCUGGGAACCUUCAUAUGCCACAAGUUCAGUCCUAAAAAGCAGAAAUAAAAAUAAAUAAAUAAUUUAAAAAGGUAGCUCUACUCAGUUGAAAAUCUGAUCAGCAUCUUUCUCUGCCUAAAUCAUCACUUAUAUACAGAUGUCAAAGGGCAAGUUUUCCAUUUCUUUACAAAUUUAUCUAAAAGAUAAGCAUAUAAAUAAUAUGAACUGCUGAUAUAAAUUUUUUAAAGUAUCUUUUAGUUGAAAAGUCAAGUGACGGGUUAAUUUUCAACAAAAUCCAGCAUUUCUUUCCAGGCAAUUAAUAUACAGAGAAAAUCAAAAGUCAUACUCUUUAAUAGGAGGUGGUGUUGAUGCAGUGCUCCAGGGCUGCUGAUACAUGCAGGAUGUAAAAGGGUGACCUUCCCCGUCAAUGUCAGCAUCAUAGAUUUGUUUCUUUGCAUGUACUUAACAGUAUGUAUUUUCAUUCAUUAAAAAUAAAUCUCAGAGUUAUCUUUGUGGCUCAGUGGUAACAAAUCUGACUAGUAUUCAUGAGAAUGCGGGUUCCAUCCCUGGCCUCCCUCACUGGGUUAAGGAUGUGGCGUUGCCAUGAGCUGUGGUGUAGGUGGCAGAUGGGCAGCUCGGAUCUAGCAUUGCCGUGGCUGAGGUGUAGGCCCACAGCUAUAGCUCCAAUUGGACCCCCAGCCUGGGAACCUCCGUAUGCUUCGGGUGUGGCCCUAAAAAACAAAAUAAAUUAAUUAAUAAAUAUAAAUAAAUCUCAUGUAGAGUUCAAAAAUUUUUUAUUUUUACCGGUUAUUUUACUCUAAAUUGUCUGUAUAAAAUUAAGGAGAAAAGACUAAUUAAAUUGCUGAAUUAUCAAUGUCCAUGCUUUCCAAUUUAAAAUAAAGAGCCAGGGUAGCCUUCAUCUCUCCAUCAGUCAUUCCAGGAUAUAUGUCUGGUGUGUUCCAGCUAGUGAACAUCAUGAAAUCAGUGUGUCUUUUUUGCCUUGUCAGUUUCUUUUUAAGCCCCAAACAAACAGUAUAAUCAUAAUUCUAGCAUGAAGGUGUCACCAAGUUUGAGGUUUUUUUUCUUUAAACAGAUUUUAAAUUAAUCAUCAAGCAAUUGUGUCUUUCAAUUGUGCUUUUCAUUCCUAGCUAGCACUUUUUCCCCCUCUAUUGAUGCACCAUUUUCUGGUUGUUUGAACAGUUCAUUUUCAUGUUAACCACAAGAACAGUGAUAGUUUAUACAGUCACUCUCAGGAGGUUAUUCCCUGAAUGAUAUAAAAGACUAGACCUUUGGCUGUUCCACGGUAUUAAAGCUCAUAUUUCGAAUAUGCCUCUAAGUACAUCCUACUAUUUUUAGAUGACAGCUCCCUAGUACUAGUUCAGUAGUAAAGAGAAUGUUCUAUGACCUUUUUACCAUAAUUUUCACUGGCAAAUCUCACCUCUCUGAACAUUACUGAUUUCUGGAUGUACUAAAAUUUUUAAAUCAUCUGUUUUAUUUUACUUAAUAUUCAGCUUGUGAUCCAAACUCCCUGUAUUAAAUCACAUAAUGUAUUUCCUUUAGGAAAUAGAAUUUUAAAAUUAUUACACUGUAAAUGUAUAAACGGAAAAAAUAACAUUACACACACAGUACAGAUUCUUGGGGGGGGUGUACAUAUCUGAUAUUGGCAGGAAGUAGAACUAAAAGGAAUCAAGCACUUGUAAACAAAGUGUAUAAUGACAUAAUUGUUAGGAAUUCUUAAACUCCAUUCUGGAAUCAAUGACUUUUUGUGGCAUGUAAACUAAAGUUUGAAAACACUGAUUCUUGCCGAAAUGAAAUAACUUCUACGAAGACUGGCUGUACAGGUCUCUGAGAUCACAUGAUAAAAUCCCAUUUUUCAGCUUUUCCACUCUGGCAAGCAGUGCCAUGAGCAACUUUAGCACACUCUGUUCUUCUCGUAGCAUGACCAGAUCGAAUUCUUGGGACUAUGAUGUUGACAGCACUUUAUUCCCCAAGCACAGGAGUACCAAAUUUUCCAAUCAACAGUCAUGCAUUAAAAGGUUAUGUUCUCUGGGCUUACAUAAAAGCAACAAAAUACUCAUAAAAAAAUCAGAUUAUCUAAUUUUCAUUGAGUUGGCAUGUACCAAACAUAGUUUUUUACAUUGUUUAUUUUGAAGUAAUAACAGAUUCAUAGGAAGGUGAGAAAAUAGAACAAAGAAUCCCAUGCAUCCCUUUUUACUCAGCUUCCCCCAUGAUGACAUAAAGUUCUAGAGCAAAACAAGGAAAUUAGCACAUUAGUACAUUACUGUUAGUACAUUAGCACAUGACUUUUUAAAACCUACAUUCAUUUGUUUAUGUGUGUGUAGUUUUAUGAACUUUUUAUGUACAAAUCUGUGUAAUCACCACCGCAACCAAAAUGUGUAUUUGUUCUGUCAUCACAAAAGAACUCCUUUGUGCUACCUCUUUGUAUUUGUGUCUCCCUACUCCUCUACACCUGGCAGCCACUAAUCUGCUCUCCAUCUCUCUAGGUUUAUCAUUUUGAGCAUGUUAUGUGAAUGGCACCAUACACUGUGUAAUAUUGUAAAAUAAACUUUUUUCAC